AUGUCCGAAUCAGCUCUUGUAAGCCCAUCAACACACUCUAUGUCUUCAAGUAGCGGUACUAAUACUCGGACAAGAAAGUCCACUCUUACUCAACAACAGAAAAACAAGAAGCGUCAAAGAGCCACUCCGGCCCAGUUGGUAUAUCUUAAAAAGGAAUUUGAAAUCAACAACACACCAAAUGCAAAGACCCGAGAGGAAAUUGGUAAGAAGAUUGAUAUGACCGAGAGGUCUGUACAGAUCUGGUUUCAAAAUAAAAGAGCCAAGCAGAAGCUCUUCAGUCGUAAACAUAAUAUCUCUGGUCUAGGGAAUAUUAGUCCCCUUGGUCCUAAUAUGGUGGGUAAUCGAUAUUUCUCACCAUCGAGUAAUUCUUCUUUGGAUAAUUCUAGCUAUUCGUCUCCUGGAUUAGGUGGUAUGGCUCAUCCUAAAAUGUUUGUAAUGCCAUAUGACGGAAUGCGAUCAUUUGCCAGAUCAGCAAGUUCGUUGGAACACAGGCAGGCAUUAAGAGGCUAUGGGAAUCUAGCGUCAUUGAUUGUCUUUUCAUGUCGGUCUUUGACAAUUGGAAGUUGGAGAAGAGUCGCAUCUCCUAAUGCAACAAAUGGUCUGACUCCUGACGAUCUUACGGUACUAUACAGUCCGUCUGAAUCGACUUUUACUUAUCUAAUGUUUGAUGGAACCACGAGAUUUCGAAUGGAAUUCCCUGCAAAGUCUGUUGAGAAAAUAACCUUGUCGGUGGAUGAAAACAACUCGAUGGCAGGUGUAGUCACUCUAUGUCUGAAUAACAGACCAUCAUUUUCAGUCAAGACCCCAAAGAGCCCUGAUCGGUGGCUGGUCUGUGGAGAUUUUUCGGUUGCUGAACAAGCUUCAAGAUGCACGAUUCACAAACUUGUUGGCCCUUAUAAUCAACUUCAUGGCCAGGUAUGUCAACUCUAUUCGUUCCAGCCAUCGAAAGUUUCGGCAGGACUACUUACUCCUCCACAGACUGCUACGAGUACAUCGUCAGAAAGAGAAUUGGAGGCAGUCAGCCAGAGGAGUCGGUUGGUUGAUAAUCUAUGGCUUAACGCGCCAGAACGAUCACAGACAAGGUCAACACCGGCGGUCUUUACUUGUUCCAAUAACGUUGCUGUUCAUGAUGUUUGCGACUCUAUACUUGCAUUUGGAGACUCUGUUUCAGAAAACGAUCUCACUUCACCUGCUCCUGGUGGCAGUGAGUUGGCAGACGAAAUUAAAGACGAUAUCCAUGACGCAUUGUUCUCUGAGCCAGAAGUGAGUCAAAUAUCAUGGAACACUAUUUUUGGUGACGAAGAGAGUCAGUUUGCACCUGCAGAUGAUUUGUUUGAAGUCAAGAUUGGAGACAAUAAUGCCGCUCAUAUCGAUACUCUAUUCAGCACGCAAAGCAGUUUAGGAAUGAUUUCACCGGAUAGUGAUGGUGCCGGUAAAAUGGCUGAAGUGAUUUCAGGGCAAGUUCACAACGAACAGACAGUCGAGCCUGCUGUAAUCACCAGUCCCACCUCUACGGCUGUUAAUGGUGAUACUGUGGGCACAAAUGCCCCGAUCAUGUCAAGUUCAAUGAAUGGUUCUGGUAGCACCGACUUUGAUGACCAACUCCUACUGGGAGCAGGAAAUAAUUACACACUUGACGCCACAUCGUCAGUCAUCGGACUCAACGACGACUUCCAGCUUUCAUAUGUAGUUAAUUUCUUAUAG
Messenger RNA from Sugiyamaella lignohabitans, 1704 nucleotides. RefSeq names its product Pho2p (gene PHO2). Gene Ontology annotation, molecular function: RNA polymerase II cis-regulatory region sequence-specific DNA binding. NCBI's taxonomy places the organism in Eukaryota, Fungi, Ascomycota, Dipodascomycetes, Dipodascales, Trichomonascaceae. The transcript has a single exon. Bases 1 to 1704 code for a protein of 567 amino acids. Gene Ontology annotation, biological process: regulation of transcription by RNA polymerase II; cell differentiation. The record is from RefSeq and is a predicted model, not a curated record.